Messenger RNA from Carassius carassius (crucian carp), 1409 nucleotides. Its product is annotated as CD81 antigen-like. The record is from RefSeq and is a predicted model, not a curated record. NCBI's taxonomy places the organism in Eukaryota, Metazoa, Chordata, Actinopteri, Cypriniformes, Cyprinidae. Bases 140 to 841 code for a protein of 233 amino acids. Gene Ontology annotation, cellular component: membrane. The transcript is spliced from 8 exons.
UUUCCAAGUCGACGGAAUCAAAGCAGCAGCAACACAGACGGGGGAUUGGAGUUCAGUCUGCGCGAGCGCUGCAUAACGGCUGCUUCAUCGAGACAAUCCUCGUCAACCGGCUUUAAAACAUCCUUCAGAAACCGACACCAUGGGCGUGGAAGGUUGCACGAAAUGCAUCAAAUACUUGCUCUUCUUCUUCAAUUUCAUCUUCUGGCUGGCUGGUUGUGUAAUCUUGGGGGUUUCACUCUGGCUUCGUCAUGACAAUAAAACAAGCAGUCUUCUGGAACUGAAGUAUGAGGGCGAAGAAGCACCCAUCACCUUCUACAUCAGUGUCUACAUCUUGAUUGCUGUCGGUGCUUUGAUGAUGUUUGUUGGAUUCCUCGGUUGCUAUGGAGCCAUACAGGAAUCCCAGUGUCUUCUCGGAACAUUCUUUGCCUGUCUGGUCUUUCUGUUUGCCUGUGAGGUGGCUGCUGGAAUCUGGGGAUUCAUGAACAAAGACAAGAUCUCCGAAGAGAUGAUCAAUUUCUAUGACUCUGUGCAUGCCCAAAGCGGUUCAUUUAUAAACAAUGAGCAAAAGCAGGCUGCUCUUACUGUCUUGAAGGUCUUUCAUGAGACUCUUCACUGCUGUGGCAAAGGAUCCAUUUCAUCAGCUGCUGAUAUGUGGUUCACAGACAGCUGUCCUAAAGACUUGACAAUUCCUCAAGGCUGUCACUCCAAGAUCAGAGAGCUUUUCUCUGAGAAGCUCUAUUUGAUUGGCAUUGCUGCUUUGGUUGUUGCUGUUAUCAUGAUCUUCGAGAUGAUCUUCAGCAUGGUGCUUUGCUGUGGCAUCAGGAACAGCCCUGUUUACUGAAACAGAGGGGCAAGAAAAUACCUUUAAAACAUUAGCCAAAAAAAAAUACUGUUUUAUAUCUACCAUCUCCUAUUUUGUUUUGUAUCUACCAUUGUUUCGAAAUGUAGUCAACCUAUCCAGUUCCUGAAGUCUCAGAAUAAUUUGUGUGCAUUUUUGUUCAAAUGUUGCCAUUGAACCACCAACAGCUAGUCUGCUAUUGUUCAUGCUGUAGUUGGUAAAGACCAGUUGAGAUCUGUAGACUUGCACACACACACACACACACACACACACACACACAGAGAGAGAGAGAGAGAUAGGGAGUACAUUAUCACAUGAAGAAUGGAUACAUUUUUUUUGCUUGUAGUUUUUUUGUGUUAACUGUUUAGUUCUGCUAUUGCUAUUGGUUAAUGUCAUUCUUUUCAUAUGUAAAUGUAUAAACUGUAUAUAUUUGCAGCCCUGUAUGACUCUUAAGCAUGAAUCUGAUAUUGAACGCUCGUGUCCAUCUUCCUCUCUGAGACUGCUGUUUGUAUGUUCAGGUUUCUUCCUGAGAAACCACUAAAUAAACAGUGUUAGCUAGGUGAGAGAGAAA